AAAAAUAUGAAACAAAACAAAACAAAAAAAAAAUAAGAAUAAAAAAAAAGUAAAAAACAAAAAAGACAUUGCGAAUUGGGAAUUUAUGAGGCAAGAAGAAUGCAGCAAUUGCAAAGCAAGGGUGUAGGAAUGGGAUUGAAAGGCCUUUGAGUCGUUCGUCCAUUCCUUUCCCUUCUUCCAUUUCCGUGAUCGCCAAGCUGCACCCUGAAGGUCCGUUGGACACUAACCCUUUGUUGAUGGCGCACCCUACUCACCUUGUUAUUGACAUCACGGGGAGUUCCGGACCUUCCACAUCUUCCUCUGAUCCCCGUGAUGUAGACUUUGGUGCUUUCAAUUCUAGGACUAGGCGGCGAGGGGAUAAUGUGGCUAGGCAUAGGAGUCCCUUGAAUUCGGGGUUUUGGAUAUCUAUUGAGUUGGUGAUCACGGUUAGCCAGAUUGUGGCGUCUCUUGUUGUUCUGUCUGUGUCAAGGCAUGAGCAUCCGCGUGCCCCCUUGUUUGCGUGGGUUGUUGGUUAUGCAUCUGGGUGUGUUGCUACGCUUCCUUUGCUCUAUUGGCGUUAUUAUCAUAAUUGUCGCAUUCGGGAGCACGAGUUGUCUCAGGCCUCUCAGAGGAGUAAUGAUUCUUCAGGGACACUUCUUUCUGAUUCUGUUGCAAUUGGAGGGGGAGAUGUUCUGGCGUCCUCCAGAAGCAAUCAGGACUCGUCGUGGCUGAUGAAUGCAAGCAGAUUGAAGGUACUUGUGGAAUACUUCAAAAUUGCUGUAGAUUGCUUUUUUGCUAUAUGGUUCGUUGUUGGUAAUGUAUGGAUUUUUGGAGGACAUUCAUCUAAUAAUGAAGCGCCUAACUUGUACAGGUUAUGUGUAGUGUUUCUUACUUUUAGCUGUAUCGGUUAUGCUAUGCCUUUCAUUCUAUGUGCAACAAUUUGCUGCUGUCUGCCUUGUAUAAUUUCCAUCCUUGGAGUUAGAGAGGAUAUAACACAAACCCGAGGUGCAUCCUCUGAAUCGAUUAAUGCUCUGCCAACUUAUAAGUUCAAAAUGAAGAAAAAUAAGAACAAAGAGGAAAUCAACUCAGCUGUUGGUGAAGGUGGAGUUGUGGCUGCAGGAACUGAAAAGGAACGAAUGAUCUCUGGAGAAGAUGCAGUUUGCUGCAUCUGCCUGGCAAAGUAUGAAAAUAAUGAUGAGCUGAGAGAAUUGUCUUGUUCUCAUCUUUUUCACAAAGACUGUGUCGACAAGUGGUUGAAGAUAAAUGCUUUAUGCCCCCUUUGCAAGAGUGAGGUUGGUGAGAACGUAACAAGAUCAGUCUCUAGGGAAGAGGCCAACCAACAUCAGGGUGAAAGCAGUGUUGAGAAUGGCCUCACUAAUACCUCAUUGUGAUGUAGUUUAUAUACAUACAGUCAUAUGCAGUCUUUUGUGUUGUAAAGCUUUUCCUUUGCCGCCAACUCUUCCUUUGAUGGAUGUAUGAUCCUUAGGUCAUUCAUUCCAUUUCAUUUUUGUUCAUAUGUUAACUUGCUGGAACUUAAGUUUGGCUGAUACGUGGAUAUGGCCUUCUGUAUCCUGCUGUCUAUGCAGCUGAAUUAUAAGUGAAUGGAAAUGAUACUUGCAGAGGUUUUGUUUCAAAUAGCUCACAAAGUUCAAGAGAAAGGGAAAACAAGAAAAAGAAUGAUAGAGAGCAGAUUUGUGAAUGUGAAUAUCAGAAGAAAAGAAGUAAUACAUGUAUACAACUUGUACAACGAAGAGAGAGAAAUUUAAAAUGUAAUAAAUGAUUUUUUGAGGUA
Molecule: messenger RNA, 1771 nt
Organism: Cajanus cajan (pigeon pea)
Lineage: Eukaryota; Viridiplantae; Streptophyta; Magnoliopsida; Fabales; Fabaceae
Product: C3H4 type zinc finger protein
Source: RefSeq, a predicted model, not a curated record